GAGAAAAAGAAAGAAAGAGAAGGGAGAAUAAGAGAGAGAGAGAGAGGGAGAGUAAGAGAUAGUACUGCUAUAAUCAGCGACUCGCGAUCAGCCUAAAGGAACCAGCGGCGCGCGGAAAUAGUCGAAAAAGCCUCUCCGUCGCUGACUGCCGGGGCACACGGACACCUGACACGGAAGACACCCGUUCGGCCGUGGAGAAGCGGCCGAUUGUGCAGCGCAAAACACAUUCGUCUUCUUUUCCGAAUCGCGAGAUCUCCUCGAGAUCGGCUCUCGACGGGACAUUGAUCCAGAAAUUUCCGCGAGUAGUCGCGUCGCGAGGGUAGAAAUACCGGCGAGACAUGGCCUGGUUCGUCGCGAACGGCACAGGAUCGCCGCUUGGCGAUAAUUACGUGCUGAACGAUUUUAACUACAACAACGAAUUGAACGAGUCGCUGAGCAAUGAGUUCAAGUGUCUCAUGCGCGAACAAAUCAGCAAGAAGCAGGAGCAACAAGGAUGCGAUGUUAGUUGGGACACCGUGCUAUGCUGGCCCAGGACACCUCCCGGCACCCUAGCCACCAUCCCCUGUUUCGAAGAGCUUAACGGAAUACCUUAUGAUAACAGCCAAAACGCCAGCCGAUGGUGCUGGGCCAAUGGGACAUGGGACAAUUACUCCAACUAUUCCCUGUGCCGCGACGUGCGGCAGCCGGCCAUCGAGGCCGGGGUGGAAAUCACGACAACGCUGUAUUUCAUCGGCUACAGCCUCUCCCUGCUUACUCUGGUCGUGGCGGUUUGCAUAUUCAUCUAUUACAAGGAGUUACGGUGCCUUAGGAACAACAUACAUACGAAUCUGAUGUUCACAUACAUUCUGGCUGACCUGACGUGGAUGUUAACCACUGUGAUGCAGGUGUCCAUGCAAGUGGAUAUCCCGACUUGCGUGACGCUCUUCUCCCUUCUUCAUUACUUCCAGCUGACAAACUUUUUCUGGAUGUUCGUCGAGGGCCUAUAUCUGUACCUGUUGGUCGUGAAAACGUUCACAGGCGACAACAUCAAGCUGAGGCUCUGCUUGGUGAUCGGUUGGGGUAUACCUGUACUCGUAAUAGGCGUGUGGGGAAUCGCCAAGUCUCUAGAUCAGAACAUCAUGAAUCAGGCCAAGCAGGAAGUGGCGCUCUGGAGACACUGUCCCUGGAUGAUCCCGCACCCGUACGACUGGUUUUAUCAAGCCACCGCUAUAGUAGUUUUAGCGGUGAACGUCAUAUUCCUCUUCAUGAUCAUGUGGGUGCUGAUAACAAAACUAUGGUCGGCUAACAACGUGGAGACUCAGCAAUAUCGCAAAGCCAGUAAAGCUCUCUUGGUAUUAAUACCGCUGCUAGGAGUAACAUACGUGCUGGUUAUAGCGGGACCUACCGAGGGACAAGUCGCGAAUGCAUUUUCUCAUGCACGCGCGGUAUUACUUUCCUCCCAGGGAUUUUUCGUGGCGUUGUUCUACUGUUUCCUCAACACGGAGGUGCAGAACGCGCUGAAGCAUCAUUUCAUGCGAUGGAGCACCGCGCGAAAUCUCGGCACUGGCCGGAGGUAUUACAACAAUUGGUCGCCCCGCUCGAGAACGGAGAGCAUAAGGCUGUAUUGCCAACCAUCAAUUCCGUAUCGUAAACGAGAAUCCACAGUGAGCGAAACAACCACUACGACGGUGAUCGGUCCGAAUUCUACCACGACGUUUCUCGAUAAAUCGAAGAAAGCCAUCUCGGAGGACCUUAAUGAGUGAGGACAGGAAUUGCGCGAGAGGAGUUACGACGAGGGACUGACUAGUCUUGUCGUUGGUGCAUCGUCGCGGAUUACUUCACCGAUCAACCGCGUUUUCGAGGAGAUUCCGAUAACUUUGGCACCUCAAUAUAAGAGUUUUUCCCGAAGAUAUUUUCAGUACUGAAAAACUAAACUUUUUUAGAUCAAACUACUCAUUUAUUUAUAUAGGAAUUGUCGUGUAAUAAUUUAAAAUCGUCGCUCUGGAAAAGUCGAUUGAAAUCGCGCAAAGCCCCGAGCAGAAGUUCGUUGACAAAAGGAAUUAGGGAAAUCCUAUCUAAAUCUCUCGAAAAUAAACUGGUUCUUGACGCAAUUUUGAUCUAAAGCUCAGUUUGACAUAAUUUAAUUGUAUUUUGGCUAAUCUCAGUUUAAUUACCUAAUUGGUUUAACUUGGUAACAUAUAAUUGCCCGCUUUGUCGAGUUUUACGAAGCUUUACAACGUAAUAGCAUUCGUAACUCGUACAGCAAAAGUUAGCGCAGUGACCCGCGGUUUGAGACUCUCCCUGCCAUUCUCACUCUCCGAGAUUAAUUAAUUAAUUACAAGCGAUCAUUGAAUCUUGACGCUACAUAAUUAUCGGGAUCAUGCCUGAGAUUCUUGUACAAAGACGACAUCAGAGAUAACUUUUUUGAUCGAAUUGCGGAUUUUCUUCCCCAUUGCGAAUGUUAAGUAACAUUCCCGACAACAGGAGACCAAAAUCGCCGAUGAGAAGGGAACAUUGUAUAUUAAGGAAAACUGUUGAAAACAGUAUAAUAUGUGAUAUAGCGCACCUACAAUGAUUAAUGUUCAAUAAUCGGCAUUAUCUCAAUGAUCAGCAUUAAAUUCUAUAAUAGGACGUUGAUUAUCAGUUUAAUCUGAUAAGUACCGUAAUGUUUAUGCUAUUAUUGAAAUUUACUGACAAAUCAUCGUGAUACCAUUGAUUGUCAUAGAGAAAUUUUCAAACGGCGUUUACAAACGGAAUAAUUGGCGUUUAAGAAUAAUCAAAUAAUUGAUAAUGCAAGCGUUAUCCGUAAACCGCAAUAUAAACGACAUUGUCUAUUUAUUACACUGAUUUAUAACAAUUCUAACAACAUAUUUAUCACUGUUUCUCACAUGUACAUAUGUACAGUAAUAUACA
Dinoponera quadriceps is the source of this 2892-nucleotide messenger RNA. RefSeq names its product diuretic hormone receptor (gene Dh44-R1). Gene Ontology annotation, molecular function: G protein-coupled peptide receptor activity; diuretic hormone receptor activity; peptide hormone binding. Gene Ontology annotation, cellular component: plasma membrane. Lineage: Eukaryota; Metazoa; Arthropoda; Insecta; Hymenoptera; Formicidae. Gene Ontology annotation, biological process: cell surface receptor signaling pathway; adenylate cyclase-modulating G protein-coupled receptor signaling pathway. The coding region runs from base 339 to 1742 and encodes 467 amino acids. The record is from RefSeq and is a predicted model, not a curated record. The transcript is spliced from 11 exons.